CCUAGGUUUUGAGAAAGACCCGGUUCCCCACCCCUGCGAUACAGGGAGAAAUGUUCAAGGGGGAGGGGCUCUAAGCUUGCUUGGCUCUCGCCAGACCCUCGUAGCCUAUAUAUGCGCAGGACAAAAGAAGAGAGGAGAGAAGAUAGUUUGUGUCUGCCUCAGUUGGACUAGGACUCAAUUAGUUACCUUCCUAUAGGGCUAUACCAGACUCGAUUUGACUUCAUCCACCCGGGCAUCAAAUAGGACAUCACCUGUCAAACUGUCAGAUUAGCAAGAGGAGUUCAUCAUGCAAGACUGCAUCAUGUUGAACUCAACUGGCUGCAAGGAAGAUGUGUCAUGUGGCGAAGUGGCCAGGGUGGUCAUCAAUGUCGGAGGAGUGCGGAACGAGGUGUACAAAACUACUCUCGAGACCAUCUCAGGCACGCGUUUGGCAAAAUUAGUCUCCGGCAACAGAUGUGACGCUGAGUUUUUCUUCGAUAGAAACCCUGCUGCGUUCGCCCAUAUCCUAAAUUACUACCGCACUGGGAAGCUGUGCUGUGCGGGGGAUGUGUGUGGCGCUUCGUUCGGAGAGGAGCUCGCCUACUGGGGCAUCCGUGAAAGCGAUGUGGAACUUUGUUGCUGCACGACAUUGAAACGGUAUCAGGAUGCACAGGAGGCGGUGGUCCUGUCCGAGCAGAAUGGACAAGCCCCAGCGCAGGGGCAGGGGACGAUGGCAAAGAUUUGGGCUGUGUUUGACGCUCCCCACUCAUCCCCAGCUGCCAUGAUCUUGGCUGUGAUUUCCACGCUGUUCAUCCUUGUUGCCGUGACAGCACAGUCUGUGGAGUCUGUCUACCAGGAGGUCAUAUUCGUCCCAAUAAAUAUCACCGUGGCCAAUGGUAGAAGAUUUGAUGAGUUGGUUGAGGACGAGUUGGUGCUUUUACAAAUUACGCCCGCCAAAUUCUGGAUCAUCGAGUUGCUCUGUGUCUUCUGGUUCACCUUAGAGUUCUUGGUCCGGCUGGUGUGUUGCCCCAGUAAGCUGGAUUUCCUCCGCAGCCCCUUGAACUUUGUGGACCUCGUGGCCAUCCUCCCCUUCUACAUGAACCUGUGUUUGUACGAGCAUGGCAGACGCCAGCUGACGGCCAUGAGGACCCCAAUGACAGCCUUCGUCAGCAGUCUGCGUGCGGCCCGGGUCAUACGCCUGCUGCGGGUCUACAAGAUGAUGCCACCCAAUGCCGGCCUGAGCCUCCGGGCGCUGGGGCUGGCGCUGCGUGCCAGCAUGCGAGAGUUCUGUCUCCUGGGCAUUGCCUUCUUUGUGGCCCUUGGGUUUUAUGCCACCUUGAUCUUUUACGUCGAACACAGGAGUCUGGAAUACACAUACUUCAAAAAUAUUCCAUUUUCGUUUUGGUGGGCGGUGAUAACCAUGACAAGUGUAGGGUAUGGCGACAUGUAUCCUGAGCACUGGGGCCCCAUGGUGGUCGGCAUGCUGUGUGCUGUGACGGGACUGCUAGUAGUGGUCGUGCCCAUUCCCAUUCUCCUCUACAACUUCUCCAAGUAUUACGCCCUGCUCGACGCCAAGCAGACACAAACUGUGAAGGGGAGCAUGUAGGAUGACCCAAGUAGUGAGGGGAAGCAUAAAGAAGUUGCAGCGUGAGGAUAAACAACUCUGCCAACCACGCAGGAGGGUCACAACACAUGGUACUCUGCUGAUGGUCUAGGCAGCUCUGUGUAGGCUAAUAUUUUUAGCAAUUUUUUCCCCAGAAUUCAUGCUGCCCAUUCACAAAUGUUAGCUUUUUUACAAAUUCUUAUCACCAUCAAGAGUAUUCGUUAUGACUGACAAAGUUGCACUUCUUGGUGUACAUGAGAAGGUGGAUCUUCUCCAUGUCCAUUUCCAGAAAUAGACAUUUUAGUUGUAAAACAUACUGUAGUUUGGUCAUACUAGUUAAGAUUAGUUUAUUAUCUAGUAAAUAUGGAAAGGUCAUGAGACGAUCAAAUUUGGCAACAGGCAGCACAGCUUCAAUUAGCAGCAUAGUUGCAAUACCUACUCUGGCCACCAUCCUACACAGAGCACCUUUAAAGCCUUCCAUACCUGUGUUCAGCCACGACAAAGCCGGAAUCCUACCUCUAGCCACCUUUUUCCUAGCUCCCUGGCACCUACACUUAGUAAUGAUGGUCAUGGUUAUGACUGUUAACUUUGGUUAUGACUCUGUGUUAACUGGUGUAUGAUUUUUAAUAUAAUGAAUCAUCACAUUGUAAAUGAAGGACCAAAAAAGAACAGCUUUACCGUGCCACUGCCAUCUACAGGUUGAGAUGAUGUAAUGAAAAAUGGCCUCGGAAAACAUAAGCCCCAUUAACGUAGUUUCAUGUUCAUUUGUGCAGUCACAAACAGAUCCACUUGUUCCCGAGCUUCUUAAUACCAUUAACUGUGACCAACACAUUUAAAUAACUUGUGUUUCACACAAUAUUUUACAAAGUUGCCGCUUACGGUUGGUAACCUAUACACGGACCAUUUAUUUAUGUGGCGCCUCAGCUAAACCGGAAAUUGCACCCCUUUUAUGUUGUUAUUACACAGGAACAAGGUGGAUGCUUAGCAUGCACUAAAGUAAUGGAUGAGUGACUGAAUUGAUUAUAAUUGAUAACUAAUUUAUUAUAUUAAUUAUAAUUGAUAACUAAUGAUUAAUUAUGAUGCCUCUUGCUCAAGAUAUUAAUUAACACCUUCCUGCCAUUACAUGGAGAGCAAACAUGUAUUAAUGUUCAUUUUGCCUAAUUAUAAUGUACACAAAUAUACAUUUGGUCCCAUCUUCAAUGCAGGUAAUAUACUCCAGGGGUCCCUUGCCAUCUCUGGUGCUCUCAUAAAGCUUGUAAACAAGUCCUCUCGUUCUUGACUAUUUACUGCACUAACCUCUGUUGCACUAAUUUCCUAACCCCGCUCUAAUGCACUAACUUACUAACGCUACUUGGUGUAGAUGCCUAUUUUUAUGAAUAUUUCCUGUGGACUUUGCAUUUGCUUGUGUUGUAUGCAAUGGAUUAUAUCCUCGUUUGUAAGUCUUUUUGUAUAGCGUCUGCAUACUGUCUGCUAAGGCUAAUGAAGGAAUGGAGGACAAAGUUGGCCUAAAUACCUGGUUGACCAUGAAAUCUUUAAAGAGAAACUCAGUACUUACAGCUAUGUCGAUGACACUCAAAUUUACAUUACUGUCUGUCCUAACUUUAGCCCAAUUGAGUCGUGCUUAUGCCUGGAAAAAACAAUAGCUAGAUGCAAUCAUCAUCUUGCCGUUGAAUAAAGAAAAGUAUAAUAAUCAUUUUUGGAAACAAAGAUCGAAGACUCAGAAGAAACUCAGUGUUUACCCAAAAUACGAAUCACUUUAAAUUAAGGCUUAUGUCAAAAACCUUUGUGUGAUGAUGGGUAUUAGGCUAAUCUUAGUUUCAGUGU
Engraulis encrasicolus (European anchovy) is the source of this 3406-nucleotide messenger RNA. Its product is annotated as potassium voltage-gated channel subfamily C member 4-like. Gene Ontology annotation, cellular component: presynaptic membrane; voltage-gated potassium channel complex; neuronal cell body membrane. Gene Ontology annotation, biological process: protein homooligomerization; potassium ion transmembrane transport. Gene Ontology annotation, molecular function: delayed rectifier potassium channel activity; protein binding. The transcript is spliced from 4 exons. The record is from RefSeq and is a predicted model, not a curated record. NCBI's taxonomy places the organism in Eukaryota, Metazoa, Chordata, Actinopteri, Clupeiformes, Engraulidae. The coding region runs from base 287 to 1585 and encodes 432 amino acids.